Molecule: messenger RNA, 3663 nt
Organism: Schistosoma curassoni
Lineage: Eukaryota; Metazoa; Platyhelminthes; Trematoda; Strigeidida; Schistosomatidae
Source: the annotation of a GenBank genome assembly
AUGCAUAUAUUUCAACUAUGUUUGUUUUUAGGAAAUAUAGCGCUUUUAAUAAAUGUGGGAGACCAGAUACAUUUGAUGACCUUCAAUAACCCAAGUUUAUUUAAAUAUAAUGAAGUCAGCUCAGGAAAUAUUGUCAUCCUGUGUAGAUUAUUCUCGAGUAACGUGGUUACAUCCCUUAAAAAAUGUUCGCAACCACUCUAUGGUCAUGGUUUUGAUCAGUUAACGGGUAAUAAAUUUGGUCAGUUUAAUGAAAACCUCCUAUGUGUUACGGGAUACAGCCUACAAGUAGACGACCUCAAUUUCACUAGCAAAACCUCAAAGAAUGAUGUCUAUGGGUUUUUCUUUCUUUCCGAAAAUGAAUUAAAGGGUUAUGUAAAUAUUUCAUCUUCAGAAAUAUAUCCAUCAGGUUUUACUAUUCUCAUCGAAUCCAUAAAUCAAGAAUUAGGACAAAACGACAAUAAUUCAGUUCACUCUACUACUAUGUGCCAUUUAUUCGGUGCCACGUACAACUCCACUAUUUUUCCUUUAAAGGUUACGAUCUUCGAAAACGGUACUGAAGCAUCUUCAAACGUUCAAAGAUGGAGUCAAAUUUCACCAAGUAGAAAUAAUUCGACAUUUCAUUCUUUCAAUCAUACUAUUAACUCAACAUCAUCUACCAAUGUUCAAUUAUUUGAUUCACAUUAUCGUAACAACAACAUAGCCAGAAGAGUGAAACGCUCCUCUAUAUCAAUGACAAAUACCUCAAUUUUGAAUACAUUACAUGUUUUCCAUCGUCCCGGUGAAUCGCAGCCAUAUGUGGUGGAGUUGUUUAUGGUUGUGGAUGAAACUAUGGUUGCAGAAUUUCGUGGACAAUAUCAUCAAUUGAUUUCUCGUAUUAAUAUGAUUAUUGCACUUGUAAAUAAGUUGUUUGCUCCAUUCAACAUUGUAACAGUUAUUGUUCGUUUAGAAAUUUGGGAACAAGAUCGUGUUAGUUUAAAAGUUGAAGAACAUCAUCUGCUCACUGCAUUAGCUCAAUUUAAACGAAUGUAUGCUAAUGUGCGUCAUGAUUGCUUGCAUGCUCUAUUAGGUACAAAAGAACAAGGCUCACGAACACGUGGAAAAGCUAAUCAUAUGACCAUGUGUAUUUAUUCGCGUUGUGUUGGUUACAGUAGAGUAUCACCAACACUUGAUAUUAUUGAAACAGCUCGCACUAUCGCACAUGAACUUGGACAUAAUUUCGGUUUAAGACAUGAUACUGAAGAAUGUGAAUGUCAAGGUUGUAUAAUGGCUACUGGUGUAGAAUUUGGCACAACAGUUAUGAAAUGGUCACCAUGUUCUAUAAGAGAUUUACCAGGUCUGUUAAACCAUGGAAUGGGUGUUUGUUUACAUGAUUUGCCUGCUAGUGGGAGUGUAACAAUUAAUUCUUUCGUACCAAACUCUAAGACAUCUACACAUAGAAAGAAUAACAAUAAUGAUAAUAAUAAUAUAAGUAUUCCAAGUGUUGUACAUAUUUAUGAUUGGCAAAGUGAAGCGAAACGAACUCCAGUUAGUCGUGUAUUAACUAUAAGACAACGUCAUUCUGCCUCAUCUGUUGAGAAAUAUGCAAAUGGAUUAUGUGGAAAUGGGGUGUUGGAUCCUGGUGAAGAAUGUGAUUGUGGUACACAAACUUCAUGUCCAGAAAAGUGGCAAGCCUGUUGUGACCCAGUACGUUGUCGAUUACGUGGUAAUUCUCAGUGUGCUGGUGGUCCAUGUUGUGAUAUUAUUAAAAAAAAUUCCCUGGAAAAUGUAAAUCAAUCAGCAUCUUUUUAUUGUAAAUUAAAACCUUCCGGAACUAUCUGUCGUAAUGAAUCUGGUACUUGUGAUUUACCGGAAUAUUGUGAUGGUCGUAGUCAAUGGUGCCCAGCCGAUGUAUACAAAAUCGACGGUGAAUUAUGCUAUACCGAUGAAGGUCGUCGUGCUCAUUGUAUUCGUGGUGGUUGUCGUGAAGCAGAUGGUUGGUGUCGUGUAUUAUGGGGUAAAACUGCCAGACUUGCUGAUAAAUAUUGCUUUUAUGAAAAUGAAGUAAAGAGUAAAAAAUCUAAUGUCGAUUCUGUAGCAAAUUGUGGCGUACACCGACCAUUAUCUAAAAAUCGAUGGGAAGAUGUAAAAACGUGGACAGGAAUAGCUUGUGAAACAUGGCAUGAUACGUCCUGUGGACGAUUAUGGUGUCAUCAUCAAAAUGAAAAAGCUAUGCUUCUUGGUUGGAUUCAGUCACAAACACGUGUUAUUCACUCAUCUGGUCGAUCAUGUUCUGCACUAGUAUAUGAUCCAGUUUGGCCGGCUUCAGAUCCUACCACUUGGGACGAGAACAAAUUAGUUCAAAUUAAUGCGAAUGGUGCAGGUGUUGGACUUUAUUCAGCAAAUACACAAGAUGCUGGGAUGGUUCCUGAUGGGACACCUUGUUCUCGAGGCUUUUGUUACAAUGGUACUUGUAAAACAAUCGAUAAUGUUCGUCCACUGUAUUCAUGUUAUUGCAAUGGUCGUGGCAUUUGUAAUAAUUUAGGACAUUGUCAUUGUUCACCCGGUUAUAAACCACCUUACUGUGAAGAAGAUGGAAAUGGUGGCAGUGUAGACAGUGGGCCGCCUCCAAUAAGUAGGAUCAAGGAUAACACAUUACUUGUUGUAAUAUGCAUCCUUUUCUUUGUGAUUUUACCUCUCAUUGGAUUUGGCGUAUACUAUGUAUUUAUACGUUCUGGUAGAUGUUUAGUGAGCACAUCAAAGGAGUUUAUUUAUACAAGUAGUGGUUUACGUAAACCAUGUGAUAAAAAUUGUACAGAAUGCUUUUGUCAAGUAUUCAGAAAUGACAAAGCCAAAAAUUCAAAACAAAGUGAUAGACUCGAAAAGCCGUACCCCUUACUUGCAUUCGCAGCCUUCGAUUCAAAAGUCACAGAGAAUAAGGGAUUCAUCAACGGUCAAACCAAUGGUUACUGCAAUGUCACAUCCAAUGGUAAACUAUCAAACGGUUCUUACAGACCAGUUAAACCAAAAACAGUCAGCUUUGAACCAGUGCCCUCUAAGAAAACAACUUCCAAUUUCAGUGGAGUCAAAACAACUUGCUCACAAAACACCUUGUUCACUAAUUUAUCAACAGAAAAUAGCACAAAAGCAGCAAACAAAUAUCACCGCACAGAUAAAAACUGCAUCAUCAAGGAAGAUAAUAAAGAAACAAUCCCAACUAGUCACCUGAAGUUUACUAAAUUCGAUAGUCAACAUCUCUCCACCGCUUUUGAACAUCACCAACAACAUUUACACUCGAACAGUACAUCUAUAAAGCCAACUACAUUCAUUUCAGAACCCCGACUUGAAACAAUGACUUAUGAAGGACCAAUGUGUUCUUUAAAUGAUCCAAUUAUAAUUAAUACAUUACAACGUAAAUCUAAAAACACACUUGAUAAUCAAUCAAAACCUGCUUCAUUUACUAAUUCUCAAUCAUCUAUUAAUAAACAAAAUUGUCAACAGAAAACAAUCACUAAUCAACCCCUUACAACGCAACCACUGACAACAACAGUUGUAACAGGUGGACGUCAACCACUUUCAUCGAAAGAUAUAUCUGAGCCAUUAUUACAAGCAACUACAUAUAACGAAAGUUUAUCGGAUCUAAAAACAGCUAGAUUGAGAUUAUCACAGAAAGAAUUUGAACUUUGA